AUGAAGAUUGUAAUUCAUUGUGAAGCCGAGCGACAAUUUCGUCAACAAACACAAAUUGAAUGUCAAACAAAAGACAUCAAGUCAGGUGGCAGAGUCUCCAUCAACAGAAGAAGAGACAAAAGAUGGGAAGGGAAAGUGCCGAUCCACCGGGGCCACAGACCCAAACCAGAGUAUAGGAGCCAGCCAAAAAAGGAAAGGAUCACAUCUAGCUCCAAGGCACAGAACGCCAAGAGACAAAGUAAACGAGAAGCUGAAAGAAAGAGAAGUAAAAAUUCACCAGGAUGCAGAAUGAAAGGCAUCGGCCAGCUACGACGCCAAAAAUAUGCGGUGCUAGUCAAGUUUUGA
This is a messenger RNA of Penicillium oxalicum, 345 nucleotides long. RefSeq lists its product as uncharacterized. Lineage: Eukaryota; Fungi; Ascomycota; Eurotiomycetes; Eurotiales; Aspergillaceae. Bases 1 to 345 code for a protein of 114 amino acids. The transcript has a single exon. The record is from RefSeq and is a predicted model, not a curated record.